AUGAGCUUCGCGGGCAGACCCCAAUCGACGCCUAAAAAGGCGCAUCGCAGGAGAAACCUACCUAUCUACCAUUGCUGCAUCGGAAAGAUGGAGAGUGGCGACCUGCACAAUGCAACGAAGAAUGUCGAUAUGAUGUCUCAGCGAGAGAAGAGAAAAUUCUUAAGUCGCCUGAUUCAAGAAAACUUUUCCCAAAGCCGUCAAAGUUUCUCUUACAAAGGAAUCUCCCUCUGCACUCUAUGUUGCCUCACCCUGUUUAAUGUCAUUGAAAAGGAGUGGAAAAAGCUUCAAAAGAAGAAGCCAGGACUUCUCCUCCGGCGCCAAAGGCGAAAGCCGAAAGAAGAAAUUGCUGAAGCAUGGUUGAGGAACUUCUUGGAUCAUGCUGGACAACACUCACCAUGCCCUACAAAUAAGAUAUACGUGCAGGGAUACACCGCACGAAUGAUUCAUCGUGAAAUGGUUCAACAUAUGACAACGAAGGGCUGGGAUCCAAAGAAAAUUCUUCAGUGCACAUCUUUCACGCUGCUUUUGAAGAAGCUUCGGAUUUCUCUCGGGAAACCAAACGCCUUUCUCGGCUGCAAUACAUGCAGCGAGUUGAAGAAAAGCAGAAACUCUGCCAAAGACGCGAAAGACAAGAAAUCGGCGGUGGAUCUCCUCACUGAACACCUCAGGAUAGCGAAGGUUCAACGGGCCAACUACCAAAAGCACAAGCUCCUUGCUAUGGAAGGUGAGAGCUGGAUUACUUUGGUAGUUGAUGGGAUGGACCAAAGUAAAACCAACGUUCCCAGAUUCCGAGUGGAGGACAAGAAGACUGCAGCAUUGCCAAAGCUCAUCACUCAUAUCACAGGGAUCAUGGCAUACACAUCCCAAGGCAUUCGAGAGUUUGCUUAUGUGGACAUGUCCCAGUUUCCUCAUGACUCCAACCUCUGCGUUGAGACAAUCCUCAGAUCACUCAUGCAUCUGAAGCAAGAACUUGGAAGAAAGCUUUUCGUGCAAAUGGAUAACUGCGCCAGAGAAAAUAAAAAUAGGUACACGUGUGCUCUCGCACAUCUUCUCGUAGACACUGACAUAUUUGAAGAGGGACGAAACAUGGCUCUUCACACUGAGGAAAUAGAUAUUGUGCAUAAUUUCAAAUCUGUGAUUGAGCCACAUCUCCCACGUCACUUUAAGGGGCAAUCCAAGCCGCUUGGGUUCCGAUUUCGAAAGCUCAAUGGCAUCACACAGAUGUUCGUCCGAAAACACGCUGAAGAAGAAUGGUGUCCAAACGAGAGAGAUGUCCAAUAUGAGAAGACAUGUCUUGGCCCAGAUCUUGGAUACUUGUGCCUUAAGUCGAAGCCAGACCUCGAGGCCUUCUCAAUAUUGACUCCUCCAGACUGGGAAAGGUGCGGUCUGAAAGAUGUGAAGAACUACAUUCCGAGCUACUUUCCUCGGAUGGAUGGAGACAUCAUACAAGCGUGGGAAAACUUCUCCCCAGACACACGACUGUUGCCGAUCAUUGGACGAGUGGCAAGUCGCAGAGAAGGCAUUUUUUUCCGGAACUCAGGAUCUCCGCCCAGGUAUCCUUGCCGCGGUAUAUACAGAGGAAGCAUCAAGACCGUGGCUGGGGCAAAUCAAGAAAGUGGAUGACCAGGAAUUAGAGAUUCAUUGGUAUGAGGGAAACUACCAGACGUCAUGGAGACCAAUGACAGGG
Darwinula stevensoni is the source of this 1687-nucleotide messenger RNA. Lineage: Eukaryota; Metazoa; Arthropoda; Ostracoda; Podocopida; Darwinulidae. The record is from the annotation of a GenBank genome assembly.